This is a messenger RNA of Poecilia reticulata (guppy), 2429 nucleotides long. It is a transcript of the gene il20rb, whose product is annotated as cytokine receptor family member B16. The record is from RefSeq and is a predicted model, not a curated record. Gene Ontology annotation, biological process: cytokine-mediated signaling pathway. Gene Ontology annotation, cellular component: plasma membrane. Gene Ontology annotation, molecular function: cytokine receptor activity; interleukin-20 binding. Lineage: Eukaryota; Metazoa; Chordata; Actinopteri; Cyprinodontiformes; Poeciliidae.
GGCGCGUCGCAUUUCCUCAGCGGAUCACCAGCAGAUCACAGCGGAUCACCAGCAGAUCACAGUGGAUCCGUGCUGACUCCUCUGCCUCUCCCAGGCUGGACCCGAGCAGACGAUGGGUUAGAGCGACGCUCCGCAGGACAUCCAGACACGUUUCCUCCCGCAGGAUCAGAAACUGUCUGGUUUCUCCGCUCUGUGGGACUCCGUCCCGCGGUUUGCUGCCAUGGCGAUGAGGAGGAGCAGGAAGCUGCUCGUGAUGGUCGUCCUGCUGGAGUUCACCAACGGCGUCUGGACGCUGCCGGCUCCUGGGACCGUCUCCAUGGACUCGGUCAACAUGAGACACGUCCUGCGCUGGACGCAGCCCAGAGCAUCAUGCAACUCCACCGUGCUUUACUCGGUUCAGUACCAGGGGGAGUUUGAGCUCCUGAUCAAGAACGGCAGCUGGAUAAACGCUCCCGAGUGCCAGAGGAUCCCCCUCACCAGCUGCGACCUGACCUUUGACCUGGGAUCUGACUCCAACUACAGCCUGCGGGUCAGGGCGCAGUGUGGCUCCAAGAUGUCCGCCUGGGCCAAAUUUCUGUUCAACAGGAACAACAUCACGCCUCCAGUUCCUGAGCUCAGGGUGACGGCAGCAGGCGACGUUCUGCUGGUGUCCGUCAGGAAGUUUCCUCUCACCGCCGUUACCAUGGUGACGAUAUGGAGGAAAGACAAAGAGCAGCAGACUGAGGAUUACUCCAUACCAGCAGACCAGGAGGUGCUGCAGGUCGCCGCCCUGCAGGAGGCAGCGGUGUACUGCGUCAAGGCGAAGGUUGUCCUGAAUCUGGGCGUGCAGAGCGGGUUCACCGACAGCCACUGUGUUUCCGUCACAGGUCCCGGCGCUCCGGCGUGGAAGCAGGCCGCCGCGGUGACGGUGACGGUCGUCGUCAUGUUGGGCCUCCUGAUCGGUUUGUUCUGGUCGCUCGUCCACUGUCGCCCCGACUCCUGUCAGAAGUAUUUCCAGAAAGAGCCGCUGCCGUCGUUUCUGAUUGGAAACGUCACCGUCUGGAUUGCGAUUCCCCAGCAGAGGGAGGAGCUUUGUGCCGUCACCGUCAGCGCCCCCCUGCUGAGAGGCGGAGCAACGUGACCCCGGCUCAGCGCCGCUCCACCUGCACGUCUAAACAAGCCGUCAGGGCCGCGCUGUGAUCGCCAUGGAAACGGCCGUCACCGUCACCGGGGCGACCGGGGGUUUCCCGAAGGAGGCCGACCUCGAGGUUCUGCUGCCUUCAGGUUUAAAACGAGGCUGGGGGAGGAGGUCAAAGGUCACAGCGUGUUUGUGCUGUACAGACAGUAAAGGAAUAUUUCUAUAAACUGUUCUUUCUCAGAAGAUUUAAUCACAGCCAUGAAGGCUCUAAAAAUACCAGAAAAAGAAAAAUAUAAAGGUUCCUGUUAUAUUUAUAAGUAAAAAGUAAAACCUAAACUUUACCCACCUGAUAAAAAACGAGGAUUUGGUGAGUUACAGGUUUUUAUUUCUUUAUUUUCCACCGUAGCAGAUUUAUUUUGACCCAGUUUAUUGAGGAUUUGUGUCAACUUAAAGGUGGUUUUAUAUUAUUAUAUUAUAUAUUAUCUCUGAGGGUCUCAUGGUUUCCAUCAUAUGAACACUUUACCAGGUUUGGGUUCAAACUCAGAGAUCGUUUGAAAAAGACAAACGUUUUUAUGAAGGAGAAUAUAAACUGUUUUAUUGUCUCAUUGCUUUUUGUUUCAUUCAACAUUCAGCAGUACUGCGUCUCUUUAUUUCAAAGAUUAUUCUUUUAUAUUAUAAAACUGGCUCUUUUUUUGUCAUGAAAAGGUUUAAAGAAUAUACAUAAAUCAUCUUCAGGGUUUUGUUCCCUGCUGCUGCCAGUUACCAUGGCAACAGCUACGGUUUCCUCGACACAGGAAGUGAUUUAACACGCCGUUGCCAUGACGGUUCAUGGAGUUUUUUUAAUCUUUAUUUCAGUUGAUGUCAUUUUUUAUAAAAUCUUUUGUUGUACCAACUUCCUGUCCAGACUAAAAAAUAUUUGCUGGUUCCUUUGAUCAACAGUUCAGUCUGAAACAUUUUUCUGCAUUGUUAUUCUGAGGGUGUGAAAGAUUUUUCACCAGUAAUGAUUCUGAAAAUAUCACAAAUGCAUGUUUUUCAUCCCGAUCUGAUUAAAGAAACGUAGAAAUAAAAAUCAUGUUUAAUGUUGGAAAUGCUGCUCUGUGAAAACUAAAAUAAUUUGUUAAAUAACGUUUAUCUUGAAGCUGAUUUCUGGCGUUUUUCUGGACUGAAUUUAAAUGUUUUGAUUUGAUUUUCCUAUAGCAGAAUUUUUCCUUCUCCCGUUUUUUUUAAUGUUGUAAGUAUAACUGUGUCCAUAUUAACUCAAGAACACUGUAUAUGUCAGUUAAUAAAUGAAGAAUUUAAAUAAACUGCAUGA